Penicillium canariense is the source of this 237-nucleotide messenger RNA. RefSeq lists its product as uncharacterized. The record is from RefSeq and is a predicted model, not a curated record. Bases 1 to 237 code for a protein of 78 amino acids. The transcript has a single exon. Lineage: Eukaryota; Fungi; Ascomycota; Eurotiomycetes; Eurotiales; Aspergillaceae.
AUGGCCAAGGAUGCAUUCAAUGAUAUUGACCAGCUCCGUAGUACCAUAAACGGUAUUGUGGACCGGAUGAAACGAGUAAUCCAGCGUCAACAGCAGGGAUACAAUGAAAGUCAGACGGAGGUACUCGAGGGUCUCGCAGACCAGCUCCAGCAAAUCAUGAACUUCACCAGGUCUUCGCAUGAGCCCCUGCGCCAGGUAAUCCUGCCAAGCCCUGCGGACUCUAGCAAUGACCAGUAG